GCCAUGUUGUUCGCAUCUUCCGCUUGCCAAAGCCCAAAGCUCGCGAGAAGAGGGGCAGAACAAAUAAGAUUAAUAUUCGUGGCUAAUACGAAAUAGCCUUUUUUUGUGGAAACAAAUCAACCCAUAGUGCUUUUCAUUUGUUAAAAAAUCAAAUUAUUCGCAAUGUCUGAUGCCACAACCGAUCAUGUGGACGCUGUGGAGGAUGAAUUGGAAGUUGAGUCGAAUUACAAACCUCCUCCGGAAAAAACGAUUGAACAAAUUUUAGAGGCAGAUAAGGAAGACGAAAGUUUGAGAAAAUAUAAAGAAACGUUGUUAGGGGAGGCCAAAGCUGGUGGAGUAAUUGUUGAUCCCAACGAUCCUAGAAAAGUAAUAGUUAAGAAAUUAGCACUUUGCGUAGCAGACCGUCCUGAUAUGGAAUUGGAUUUAUCUGGUGACUUAUCGCAAUUAAAGAAACAAACUUUUGUUAUCAAAGAAGGUGUUAGUUACAGAAUUAGAAUUGAUUUUAUUGUACAGCGUGAAAUUGUACAUGGAUUGAAGUAUGUGCAGAAAACUUAUCGCCUAGGUGUACCAGGAGUUACAGUGGAUAAAAUGACACACAUGGUUGGAUCAUAUCCUCCAAAAACUGAAAUACAAUCCUAUACCACUCCUGCCGAAGAUGCACCUGCAGGAGUUAUGGCACGAGGUUCGUACAGUGUUAGUUCUUUAUUCACUGACGAUGAUAAACACGAACAUCUGAAAUGGGAAUGGUCUUUUGAAAUUAAGAAAGAUUGGAAGGAAUAAAUCUAUCCUGUCAUUCCACUGAAAAAAGAAAAAAAGGGAAAAGAUACGAGAGAAUGUUUUUUUAACUUUACAAUCAUUCGCAGUUAUAAAUAUAAGAAUAAUGGGUACCAUCGUAGAUAUACUUUGAUGAGUUACGAAUGAUCUUGAGUUGAUGGUACUAUAAGAAUUAAUUAUACAUACUAAGUAAUGAGAAAAGAGUAACAUAUAUUGGUAUUUAUUUAGCAUUCACUUCCCAUUGUAAUCAGCUAUUCACAAAUGUUUGAUUCACAAAGUAGAUAUCAUUGUGUUUGUGAUGAAUGGUCAGUAGAAAAAUAUACCGCAUUGUAGAUUAAAAUGAAUCUACAAUUGUCAAACACAAAAGUAUUUAAAAAUGGAAAGUAUUAUACAAUUUGUGAAUGAAUAAUUUAAAUAACAUGCAACAAUGAUCCGGUGAUAUUUAUCUAUUGAAAAUAAAGGAGAGAUAAAAACAAUAUUGUAAGGAUUUUGGAUAGCACGAUCUUUAGGGCGUUAAUGUGUACACAUACUUAAUAUUUGGAUUUAACAGUUGGAUAUAACAUUACAUAAAAAUGGGACUUAUACUUUUACUAUUGUAAAGCUUUCCCAAAUUUAUUUCCGUAAUUUAUGAGGUAUCUCUGGUUAAAAUUACACUUGAGAUGAAAAAAAAAAGAAAAAGAAAUCUGGCAUUAUAUGAAGUAUGAUGAGACAUACAUAUAUACAUACAUACAUAUAUAUAUAUACAUACAUACAUACAUACAUAUAUAUACAUACAUAUAUACAUACAUAUACAUACAUACAUACAUAUGCAUACAUACAUACAUACAUAUACAUACAUACAUACAUACAUACAUAUACAUACAUACAUACAUACAUACAUACAUACAUAAACUCGAUAUUAGUGAACUUGGUUUAUCAAAGAGAUUAUAUAGCUCUGUGUCUGAGUGAUCAUUUGAAAGAUAAUUAUCUGAUUGAAGUAUGUGUAUAUUUAUAAAAAUUAUAAAUCAUGAGUGCAUCAUAGUUAAAUAUGAUAAAAUGUACUGGAACGUAUUGGAAUUAUAAAUCUUCUGUUUGUGAGCUUCCAUGGAAAACUAUAAUCUUUAAUAUAAGCCAGCUAAAUCGGAGUUGCUUUUUGGUGAUUCAUUUAUAUGUCGUUUGUUUAUACGAAAGAAUACUAGAAUGUUGACAUCUCAAGGGAAAGCGCACAUUACAGACAUUAGUAAUUGUAAAAAUGACUAUAUCCAAUGGAUCAUUCAGUACAGACUGUGAAGCAUUUUAAAUAAUGUCUUUGUAUAUGCUAAGAUUAUCCGUAAUCUAUGUAACAUAAUUAUCAACAAUGUAGAAUAGACCUUUUAUACCUCAAAACAAAAUCAUAGUAGCCAAUGCUGCAAUAGAUACAAAGUUAUGGACGUUCAAAAUCUAAAAGGCGUUUCCAGAAAUAAUGUGAUUGAAAAGAAACCCCUGUUAUAUCGAAUAUCUUGUUAAAUAUUAUUUCAAUAAUAUAUUUUCCAUGUAAAAAUGCCAUCGUACGAUCUAUUUGCACACUAUUAUUUUCUGCCGUAUUAAAAUAAUUUUCUAAUUCGUACUAUGUUACGAUAUGUCGCAAGAUUUGAAAAUUAUGAGCGCAGAGUCGAGUAGCUUAUUGUCUCUCAUGUGUAUUAUGUGUAUUUAUUUGUAUUACGCGGUGCAGUAUAUAUUGUAAUCGUUAAUAUAGUUGCUGUAUAUUAAAUAUA
Messenger RNA from Vespa crabro (European hornet), 2507 nucleotides. RefSeq names its product rho GDP-dissociation inhibitor 2 (gene RhoGDI). Gene Ontology annotation, molecular function: protein binding; Rho GDP-dissociation inhibitor activity. The coding region runs from base 163 to 780 and encodes 205 amino acids. Gene Ontology annotation, biological process: Rho protein signal transduction. The record is from RefSeq and is a predicted model, not a curated record. NCBI's taxonomy places the organism in Eukaryota, Metazoa, Arthropoda, Insecta, Hymenoptera, Vespidae. Gene Ontology annotation, cellular component: cytosol; cytoplasm; membrane. The transcript has 5 exons.